Eremothecium sinecaudum is the source of this 588-nucleotide messenger RNA. RefSeq names its product Sec63 complex subunit SEC72 (gene SEC72). Gene Ontology annotation, molecular function: protein binding. The transcript has a single exon. The record is from RefSeq and is a predicted model, not a curated record. Bases 1 to 588 code for a protein of 195 amino acids. Lineage: Eukaryota; Fungi; Ascomycota; Saccharomycetes; Saccharomycetales; Saccharomycetaceae.
AUGUUAAAGUACGAUAAGAACUCUAACAAGCUUUCAUUUACGGAUGAGGUGGCCGAAACGGCUUCUAAGGAUCUGAAGGUGAACCUUAAGCAGGUUAAUAGAUUAACUGAAUCUUUGAUUGCGGAAUCCAAUCCAAACUUCACGCCACAGCCCUCCCCAGAGGCUGCAAACAUGGUGAAGAAGCUAUACGAGGCAAGUUUGCAGCAGGCGCAGAAACAAAAAUUGCAGGAGGCUCUGCGGAAUAUCAACUUAUCACUAGAAAUGAGAAGCAAAGCGCACCACCCAUGGGAGGCGUUUGCUUUCCAAUUGCAGGAACUACAGAUGAUCUUACGUAGUAUCACAGAUUUUGAGAUAUCUGCAGAGCGCUAUAUUGACGCUCUCCAGCAUUUGGAGAUGCUUCUAAGCUGUGGUCUGGUUAUCCCAGAUCUGUUCAUCAGAAUGACAGAAGUUCUGUUGAAAUUACGUCGUUACGAAGAAGCCAAAGCUGCUUGUGAGCGGGGUCUAGCUCUUGAUAGCUCUAAUUUACGCCUCAAGGCCCUAUUGUUAGAAAGUAACCGCAUGCUCGCGGAUUAUAAUGGCGAAAUUUAG